AUGCCCAGCCACGCUCAGCUGCUCGGCUCGCACCGCCUGGCGGUUGCUCCCUCGCUGCAGGUCUUCGCCGACGGCCAAAGACUGCUCUUCAACGCAGGCGAAAACGUGCAGAGAUUUCACCUGGAGCACAAGCUGCACUUAGCGCGAGUUUCAGACGUCUUCUUGACUUCGCUGUCUUCCUCCACAGUCGGCGGCCUCCUGGGGCUGCUGCUCUCGAUUGAAGGCGCAGGCCGCGAAGGCGACCCCCUGCGCCUCUGGGCUCCGCCGCACAUUCGAGCCUUCAUCGACGCUGCGGCGAAGUCUUUCGCAGGCCUGCGAUAUCUGGAUCUAGAGUUCCGCACGCCGCCGUUUCCUGAGCCUCGAGCGGGGAGGUCGUCGCUGCCUGCUGCCUCCUCCUCCGCGGGGUCCUCGGCCUCUGAGUGCGUCGCCGAAACGCUCUCGUCGGGGGUCAGCGUUGAGGCGUUUCUGCUGCCGCACUCGCGCUCGCACAGGGUGCGCGACAGCCAGCGGAUUCAGCAGACGCUGCGGCGCCUCUUUUCGGGGCAAAAGCCGCACUGGGAGACGGACAGCGAAGACGAAGCGCACCGUGAAAACGGAGAAGACAGCGGCCUCGAAAACCUCCAUGACGGCAGUGAAGGCGAGGGUGGUUUCAAUCCGCUUCUGGAGGAGGUGCCAGGUGAUUCAGAGAUGAAGUCGUUGGAGGCCAAUGGAGAGCUGCCCGCGAACGACGCGGAGGCCAGCCGUGCAGACGCGCGCGACGGCACCGGCGAGUCUGAGCGAAAGAAAAAGCGAAUCUCGCCUCGCGCCACUGAGCGCUCUCCAUUGCCCACAGACGCAAUUGGAGCGCCGCCUUGCUCUCUCGAGUUCCCCUCCUCUGCUUGUUCUACUGUUUCCUCUUCUUCUUUGCCGCCUGCUUCGCCGUUCCGUUCUUGCGGAGAGGCGCAUCAUCCCGUCGAGAAGCAAUCCGCGAAAGAACUGACCUUCUUCAAGUGGCAUGGGGAAUCCCCAGACGAACCCUGCGACUGUGUCGCGUACGUCCUCAAGUGGCCGCUUCUCCCUGGGAAAUUCUUUCCAGAAAAAGCUAAGGCCUUAAAGGUUCCGGUGGGGCCACUGUUUGGUCGGCUUAAAAACGGAGAAUCGGUUGAAAUUCCAGGCGAGGCCGGCCGCGUGGUGACUCCGGCGGAAGUCUGCGGUCCAGGGCAACCUGGACAGACUGCAGUUGUCCUGCAGUGCGUCGAGCCGCAGCAGGCCACUUUCGCGCUGAAUCACCUGAACGUUGACCUGAGUUGUCUGACUUUCGUUUUCCACAUGACGGCGCCCUCGAUUCUGCGCUCGCCGGAAUACAAGCGUCUGGUGCAGGGCCUCUCGGGGCAAUGCACGCGGCACGUUCUCUGCAACCAAUGCGACUCGGGCGUCGCUGCAUCGCCGUUUGUGCAUGCCACAAAGCUUCGGCAGUUCCUCCAAGACAUCAUGCCCCCGAUUUUCCCCUUUUCGUCCUCGCCUGUCGCGCUUCCGCCCCUUACGUAUGCGUCGGACUCUGAGGCUUCGUCCCUAACGCUGAGUCGCCUCUGGGAGCUCGAAGACUCUGCGGUCGUCCAGCCUAACGGCUUAGUGAAAUUCGAUCUCUCGGCCUUCGAGAAGCGAGAGAUCGACGCCUCGGCGGAACUUACGGCCUUCAGGCCGCGGUUUUCCGACGCGAGAUUGGAACGCGUCAGGGCUCUAGCCCAGACGCGCACGCGCUGUCGCAGCAUCCUGGCGCGUCGCAGGGAGGCUCCAGGCCUGUCUUCAAUCGCGUCGUCUUCCGAGUCGUGCUCACCGGCUUCCUCUGAUGAGCGUGUCUCGCUCGCCAUCCCACCGGCCUCUCCUGCCUCGCUUUUGUCUCGCGCCUCCCUUCCUGCGGUGAUUCUUCUGGGCACGGGCGCCGCUGCGCCCUCGCAGUAUCGAAACGUGUCGGGGCUUCUCUUGGCAAUCCGCUCGGAUCUCUCGUUUGUGCUCGACUUCGGCGAAGGCUCGCUCGCGCAGCUCUUCAGCAUGUCUCAGUCGUGGACGGAGUUCCAUGAGCUGCUUCGUUCGAUUCGGUUGAUCUUCAUUUCGCACUGCCACGCAGACCACCACCUCGGCGUCUGCAGCUUGCUCGAAGUCCGCGCGGCAAUUUGCCCCUGCGAAGCGCCCCCCGUGGUGAUUGCGCCAGCCCGCCUGCAGCCUUGGCUGUGCUUCUUCGAUCGACACGUCACCCGUAUUCCGCACACGUUCCGGAGUUCAGACACCAUCGCCGUUGACGCGUCUGCUGAGCGCCAGCAACACGGUGAUAAGGCGGAGGCAGGAGACUGCUCGUUCUCCGCUGCACAGUUCCUGGGCGCUGACGCAAGCGACGUCACGCUACGCGCAACUCCGGUCGAGCACAUUCCGCAGGCGUAUGGUGUGCGCGUCGACUUCAAAGCCCUUGGCGCUGACCAGGCUUCUGUGGGAGACUUCAGCGUCGUUUAUUCGGGCGAUACACGCCCAUGUCAACGGCUGUUCGACCUCGCGAGGAAUGCUACAGUCCUCAUUCAUGAAGCGACGUUUGAGGACACGUUGAUUCAGGAGGCGAUUGAGAAGCGUCAUUCCAGUUUAAGUGAAGUCGUUCGCGGCGCUCUCGACUGCCGAUGUGCCAACCUGGUCCUGACGCACUUCAGUCAGCGCUACCCGAAGAUCCCGGUGUUGACUGUCGAAGACGGCACAGAAGCCUUUGUAAUGGGCGAGGAAAGCCCCGGCGCGACCGCAGCAAUGCCGCACAGCACUGAGGCUGAAGCGGGAGCUCCGGGUGCAGGCAAAGCCCCUCUCACUGUCUUCUCACAACAAAAAUGCGAGGACGGCAAGAAUCCGAUGCAUAUUCUCUUCGCGUUUGAUUGCAUGCGACUGCCGUUGAAUGACCUUGAAGAGCUUUCACAGUGCCUCAAGCUCUUGCCUCCUGUCAUCAACGAGCUCUUUGUGACAGAGUAA
Besnoitia besnoiti is the source of this 2982-nucleotide messenger RNA. Its product is annotated as putative ribonuclease z. NCBI's taxonomy places the organism in Eukaryota, Apicomplexa, Conoidasida, Eucoccidiorida, Sarcocystidae. Gene Ontology annotation, molecular function: 3'-tRNA processing endoribonuclease activity. Gene Ontology annotation, cellular component: mitochondrion. Bases 1 to 2982 code for a protein of 993 amino acids. Gene Ontology annotation, biological process: mitochondrial tRNA 3'-end processing. The record is from RefSeq and is a predicted model, not a curated record. The transcript has 19 exons.